Molecule: messenger RNA, 1668 nt
Organism: Mucor velutinosus
Lineage: Eukaryota; Fungi; Mucoromycota; Mucoromycetes; Mucorales; Mucoraceae
Exons: 2
Coding region: 1-1668 (555 amino acids)
Source: RefSeq, a predicted model, not a curated record
AUGAAAAUUUCUAUUAUCACAUCUGGCAUUAUUAGCGUUGCCAUCGCUUCCUUGAGCCUAGUCAAUGCUGUCGAUGUUACAUACUCCGUUGUUGCUUUCCCCGGAAACAAUGAGACAGUGGCUGUCAAUGUGGCUAACAAAGACUAUCCUCUCCAACCUAGCCAGUUGAGCUCUAACCUUUUCACUGGUGUCGCUCCCAAUGCUCCGGAUUACCAUUAUACCUAUUUGACAAGCAGUGGUGCCAAGCCUGAAGCCGUUGUCCGUCAUUUGGCUGAUUCCGCUACUGCCACUGGCAAUGAAUUCUUCAACAGAUCAAGAACUGUGUGUGAUGUGCCUGCCCUCCCCAAGGCAUACAAUGACAUUUAUCCUGCCCUUCAAACUGCCAUGAGUAAUUCCAAUGAGAUUUCCACCAUUAUUAUCAAUGCUGAUAUGGAAUCCAUUGAUAAGUUCAUGAAGAAGCCUAUGGAGGAUAACAAAUUUGCUCAAGUCUACAACAUGAGCUACAUUAGCCAUGAUGCUGUCUACAGCUUCCAAGGUGCUGGUAUCAAGAACAGUGGUCAAUCUUCCAAAGAAUUAGCCAAGCAAUCCCUCAAGAUCAAAUUUAACAAGUUCAACAAUGCCACCAAGGAUACUCUGUUUGGUCGCCGUGCCAUCAAGUUGCGUGCUGAGGCCAAUGAUCCUACUAUGGCCCGAGAGAAGCUCAUGUUGGACUCUCUUUCUGCUGCUGGUGUUGCUACUCUCAAUGGCAACUGGGUUCGUCUCGUUAUCAACAACACACCUUUUGGUUUAUACCUCAUGACUGAUGAUACCUACAAGGGAUUCACUGAAAACCUUCUCAACGGUGGUAAUGUUACUCAAGCUACUGGUGCUACAUACAAGGGUAAUGCUAUGGAUGAGAAGAAUGAAGCCAACCUUGUCUACAAGGGUAGCAACAAUGCCAGCUACAACUUUAAUGAUGUCUACAUCUUGGAAGACGAGGGAAGAGAUAAGAAUGUUACCAAGGAUAGCUUCAGCGCUCCUCUCAUCGAUUUUAUGGAGAGAUUGAACAAGACCGUUGUUGGCACUGAUGCUCAAAAUCCUGGCACCAUCACUGACUUGAUUGACAGCGCUAAUCACACAAUGAUCCAUCUUGCUAUGAGUUUCCUCUCUGGUUCUUGGGAUGGUCUCUGGUAUCAAGCUAGUAACUUUUACUUGAAUGAAAACUUGGAUACCAAGAAAUGGUAUGUGAUCACUUACGAUUUCGACGAAACCUUUGGCAAUGGCCUUGAAGAACCCGAGCUCAUGACUGUUGCUUAUCAAAACUACUCUCGUGCUGGCUCACAACGUCCUCUUGUUGAUGCAUUCAUCAAGUCUCCUUACUAUGAACCCAUCUUCCAAGAUAUCUUGAAGAACAUUGUGAAGACCUUCUUCAACCCUCGUGUCUUGAAGCCUCGUCUUGAUGCAUGGACUGAAAUGUUGAAGGAAGACGUUGAGCAAGACUAUGCUCUCCCUUACCGUUCUCCUGGUGAAAAGAGAGACUAUAAUGCUGCCGAUUUUGCCAAGAACAUGUACUCUACUGUUGGCGAUAGAAUUGGUCUUCUUGAAUGGAUCUCCAACCGCACUGAAGCCGUUGCUCAACAACUCAACUUCAAUAUCAAUGAUGAUGCUCCUGCUGCUGCAUCCGCUUAG